AUGGGACUGGAUUGGUCUCCGCCGGGGACUGUUGAUAUAUUACAUAACGUCCAUGUGAGUAGGAAAACACACAUUAAAAAACCGUUUCAUCAUCAGCAGUUUCCCUACCAAUACAAAACCGAAUCUUACUUUCUAUACAAUAGUCCGACUCCCACAAAAAAGAAUGAGAAGUUGGAUCAAGUGCAAGAGGUUGAUGUGGAAUUGGAUUCCAUAACACCAAAACCAACCACCCAAAACACCAAAUCCUCCUCAAUCAAACAAAGAAUUUAUAACCAUCAAUUAUAUUUGUUUGAGGACUUUGUGGAAUAUCGUGUCGCUCGUGACUACUGUAAGCUAUUCAACAGACCCUUCAACAUCCCGAGACAAGACUGGGCCUCUCCUUACCACUUUUUCCAACAUCUCAUUCCCGCAACCCAGAACACUCACCCCAGUAGUGACAAUACCAACCCAAUCACCCGUGAUGACACUGGAGUAUACGAUGACGAGGUGACAAAGGCUAUAAACGAUUUAAACUACGUGGACAGUGUGAAGAGAACUGAGUUACUUAGAGGAGAAAUCCCGCAGAUGUUUGACAGGAGUGGACUGAUAAAGUUGAGGCAGAAGAGAGACUGUUGGAUUUCCUACCACAACUUGAGGAACUACGCACUCAUGAUCGACUCCGUCACAAAGUGCCCACUACUGCAGGUACAGUCACAAACAUCACUACUGCGCGGCUGGAACACCACCGAACCCCCCAAACACGUUGAUACACAGUGUGUCACAGAGGAAAGAGAUCCCUACGGUGUGACCCCCGAGUUGAUGGCGAGGAUAGGUGAAAUCUUGAAGGAGCGGGAGGAGUUACCAGACGUCACUACAUUCAAGUACAAAAGCUACGGAAUUAACGAAAACUGCUCCACCAUCGGUGGUAGAUAUCAUACAUAA
Messenger RNA from Theileria parva strain Muguga, 921 nucleotides. RefSeq lists its product as uncharacterized. The record is from RefSeq and is a predicted model, not a curated record. NCBI's taxonomy places the organism in Eukaryota, Apicomplexa, Aconoidasida, Piroplasmida, Theileriidae. The transcript is spliced from 3 exons. The coding region runs from base 1 to 921 and encodes 306 amino acids.